Molecule: messenger RNA, 391 nt
Organism: Dentiscutata heterogama
Lineage: Eukaryota; Fungi; Glomeromycota; Glomeromycetes; Diversisporales; Gigasporaceae
Source: the annotation of a GenBank genome assembly
GUUUAGCAUUCUUGAAACAAUGCAUUGCAGAUGAUUUAGAUCCAAUAUGCUUCGAACAAACAUUUUAUGUAGGAGGCCUUUGGAAUUUUGUUGAAAUUGACGAUGAUGAAAAUAAGGAUCCGCAUUUAUCAAUUUAUAAAAUUCUUAUUACUAAUGUCUCUAAAGAAAUGCCAUCUUAUUUACAUAAUUCACUUCUCACAAAGUACUUUUAUUUUAUUUUUUUAUUUGUCUCUUCCGCAUCCUUUGUUCAUAUAUCCUAUCAUCCUGAUCAUUGUUGGAAAGUUAAAUAUAUUACUUGUGUAAAUAAAGAUCGAACUGAUGAAAAUCACAAUCAUGAACUUGAAGAAAUUGAUUUUGUUAUGGUUUGUAAUGAACAUCAUAGGAAACAUAG